UGGGCAAAAAAGACAAUGUCGUUUGUUUAUGGAAAUCACAUGAUUAUGCAUCUCCUAUUUAAAGGCCUGUUUGCUACUUCAUUAAGGAGGACAGCUGUUCAACACAGGUUAGCCAAAAUGAGAUUGUGGCUCAUUCUUUUGAUUGGUUUGGCUUGUGGAUAUGACUCAGAUGCCUUAUUGGCGGAGUCGGGAGGUAGGGGAAGACUACAAGAAACGAGAAGACAAGGAUCCUCUGUAGAGAACACGGAAAGUGAAGAAAGGAUCCAGACAAGUGAAAAGCGAGAUCACGACACACAAGGCCUUGAAGAGAGAGGAGACGCAUCAGCGGAAUCAAAUGAAAAAGCAGAGCUGCAAGCAAAUGGAAAGCGAGAUAUGGCAGCUCAAGGCUCUAAGGAGAGAGGAGUCAUUUCAGCAGAAACAGAUAACACGAAGGAGCUGCAAGCAAAUGGAAAGCGAGAUCUUGAUGCACAAGACCUUGAGGAGAGAGAUACAGCGUAUUUAGAUGAUCAGAAUAUCGAUGAUGAGGUUGAAAAUGAGGACCUCUCACUGGGCAAUCUCGCUCUAGAAGCUAAUGAAGGUGGAAAUUUAGAAAACUUGGCUGCAAACGAAUUUGAUCAUUCAGAUUCAGUGAAAGGAGAAAGAGAUAAUAUCAACAUGGAUGAACUUGGGCAGCUGGAUGAACUUCUUCAAAGUAUCGAAGAUCUGGACAAUUAAAAGGUGCUUUAUGGGGGCCUUCCUAUCUGAAGAGUCUGCCUCGAGCAAUAGAAGAAAGAAAGCACAAUGUACUAUUGGCUGCUGCCAUAAAUAACUUAACAUUAAUAAACUAUGAAUAAAUUCUGCAUUUACUUA
This is a messenger RNA of Polypterus senegalus (gray bichir), 849 nucleotides long. RefSeq lists its product as uncharacterized. The record is from RefSeq and is a predicted model, not a curated record. The transcript is spliced from 16 exons. Lineage: Eukaryota; Metazoa; Chordata; Cladistia; Polypteriformes; Polypteridae. The coding region runs from base 16 to 714 and encodes 232 amino acids.